AUGGAGCACGAUAGCAAGACCCCGCAAUACAAAACUAGCGAUCCUACCUCAUUCGCUCAUGAGUCUGUUAAGAAGCGAUGGCCUGUCAUUCUGACUCAAGGAAUUGACGAUGUUUACCGCGCCGUUACCAAGACUUCUGAUCCCGAGAAGCUAGCUGAGGGCAAGAAGAUCAUAGAGAAGCUGGCAGGUCUCAAGUACGAAGUCGAACACGAUCGCAAGCUCACACCCAUCCCUGAUGAUGGCUUCACCGAGGAGAUUGCGACCUACAACAAGGAGGUCGAGGCUCUCGGUCCCGAUGCUCACUGGUACGAUGUACCUUGGCUCUUUUCCGAGUGCUAUCUGUACCGACGUAUAAGUUCCAUGUUCCGCAUGAGCGAGCACUGGAAGAAUUACGAUAUUUUCGCCCGACAGAAGAUGGAUACUUUCCGAUCAUCACGACCUGCCGUCCUCGAGCUCGCCAGCAACUACAGACAAUUAGUCGAGCAAAUCCGCGCCGAUAAAGACUCAACCCACGACCCCGAAGCCGAGAAGACUCUCUUCCAAGAGAUGUUUGAGAUUUGCCUGUGGGGUAACGCGACCGACUUGUCGCUACUCACCAACUUGACCUAUGAGGAUAUCCAGAAGCUGCAAGGUUCCUCAGCUCGUAAGGCGGCCGAGAAGAACAUUCUUUGCAACGAUCUGCCCAAGGCCUACGAGAUCCUCAAGAAGGCCCAGAAUGAGGGCAAGAAGGAGCGCCGUGUUGAUAUCGUUCUCGACAAUGCUGGUUUCGAACUCUAUGUUGACAUGAUCCUGGCUGGUUACCUUCUCUCGGCUGGUUUUGCUACUCAGGUUGUUUUGCGACCCAAGUCCAUCCCCUGGUUCGUCUCCGAUGUCGUGCCAAGCGAUUUCAGCGGUCUCCUAAAUGCCGUUGCCAACCCUCGCGCACUAUACGACACACCAUCAGAGGAUGAGGAUCUCCAAGGAAAGAAGCCUGAGCCUCUAUCCGAAGAGGGAGAGAAGGACCUCAAAUUUCUCUUCCAGGAGUGGGCCACAUUCCAUGCUGAAGGACAACUUAUUCUCCGACCUAACCGUUACUGGACCUAUGGCGGAAGCUUCUGGCGAUUACCUUCCGAGAACCCCGAGUUGCACGAGGAGCUUAAGCCUGCCGAGCUUGUCAUCUUUAAGGGAGAUCUGAACUACCGCAAGCUCACAGCUGAUGCCUUGGGUCCCCUGGGUCCCUCUUCAGGUGUCAAUGUUCUGUCUCUUCGAACCUGCAAAGCUGAUGUUGUUGUUGGCCUUCCUGAGGGUAAAGAUGAGGAGUUGAAGCAAACUGAGGGUGGCGGUGGUGAUUCUGGUGCUAGAAAAUGGGCAUGGAAUGGAAAAUGGGCUGUCAUUAACCUUUCUCAAGGCCACUAA
Molecule: messenger RNA, 1395 nt
Organism: Fusarium graminearum PH-1
Lineage: Eukaryota; Fungi; Ascomycota; Sordariomycetes; Hypocreales; Nectriaceae
Exons: 5
Coding region: 1-1395 (464 amino acids)
Biological process (GO): DNA damage response
Cellular component (GO): nucleus; cytoplasm
Molecular function (GO): phosphatase activity
Source: RefSeq, a predicted model, not a curated record